GACUCGUUUUGGUUUCCCCCUUUUGUCGUCUGCGUUCGAUUGAUGACGUUGUGCAGGGGGCGGAGCGGCGAGGUGACACGUCAGGCGGUUGCUGGGAGCUACUGAGUGAGGAGGAGGAAGGAGAGUGAAUGGAAUGGUUGGGACACCGGGAGUGCGGGAAGAGUAACACGGAGCCUGUGGGGUAGGGAGGAGAGACUAGAGCGAAUAGGAAGCUUCUGGGGAGAUUCACGUAGUGCUGGAGUCGGGGUACCUGAGAGACGUAGGAAGUGCAAGGGGGGACCUUAGUGAUGUAGUGUAGCCUGGCUCAUAGGGACCUGAGGGGAGCAGUUUUGUGAAGAGCAAUUGCAGCUUUGGGGAUAACUGGGAAAAGUGAAAUUGUGGGGUGAGAUCAUUAGGUUUAUUGGGGGGAGAAGUAAUUGUGCCAGUGUGGGGGCAGAACUGAGCUUUGGGGGUGAAACUAGAUUCCCAGGAGAUAGAGGAGCAUUGGGCACAGGGGGGGUUUGGGGGAGACACACUGAGGGUAAUAUAAAGGGGUGGCAUUAGGGGACGGGGUGCUGAUAGGGAGACAAUAGUGGCAUUUAAAGCCCCCCCCCAGCCUGAGUUUGGAAUUUCGGAGACACCCCAACUGUUGGAAUGACUUUGCCGCACUGACAGUAGAACAACAUUGUUCUGCCCGGAGCUGGGAGCCUCACUGCGCAUUGGGACCUGGGCUGCAAUGAGACUUUCUAUGUUCCUGUCCCUGUUGCGGCCCGCCGGGCCUGUGGUGGUCGGCAUCUCCUUAGGCUUCACUCUCAGCCUGCUCAGUGUGACAUGGGUGGAGGAGCCGUGCAGCGUUGGCCUGAGGGUGUCCGGCGGCUCGGGGGCAAAUUCCGACUCAAUUCACGACCGGGGGAACGGCAACGCAGCAAGGAAGCCCAAUUCCUUCCCCGCCGGCAUUGAAAAUGCUGAGAGCUUCGAGCCCAAGAUAAUCCCCUACACCCCGCCGGACCCCCAGAAAGUUCAGAAGAAACCGGUCCGGUCUCGGUACAUCAGCACAGAGCUGGGCAUCAGAGAGCGCCUCUUUGUGGGGGUCCUAACGUCCAAGAACACUCUGAAUACUUUGGCCGUCGCGGUGAACCGGACACUGGGCCACCGACUGGACAAACUGGUGUACUUCACCGGCAUGCGCGGGCGUAAGCUGCCCCACGGGAUGUCGGUGGUGACCCACGGAGAUGACCGGCCCAUUUGGAACAUGUAUCAGACCAUGAAACACCUGCUGGACCAUUACAUCCAGGAGUACGACUGGUUCUACCUGGUGCAGGACGACACGUACACAGAGGCGCACAGAAUCGCUCGUCUGGCUUCCCACCUCAGCAUCGACGCAGACCUGUACCUGGGGCGGCCGGAAGAGUUCAUUGGGGGCGACACCGAGGGGCGAUACUGCUACGGAGGCUUUGGUUACCUGCUGUCCCGGAGCCUUCUCCGAAAGCUGCAGCCGCACCUGGAGAACUGCCGCAACGACAUCCUGAGCGCCAGGCCCGACGAGUGGCUGGGGAGGUGCAUCAUCGAUUAUACCCACGUCAACUGUGUGCAGGAACACGAGGGGGUACGCUACCGUUACUUCGAGCUGGGUAAGAACGCCGACCCGGAGAAAGAGAACGACCCGCGAUUUACAAACGCUUUCACCGCUCACCCCGUGCUGGAUCCCGUGCAGAUGUACCGGCUGCAUAAACGCUUCGCCCACCUGGAGCUGGAGAGAACCUAUCAGGAGAUGGAGCAGCUGCAGAGGGAGAUACAGAACACCAGCAGCCUGUCGGUAGAGGGGGAACAUUCUGCUACCUGGCCCCUAGGGAUCAAUUCUCCCUUCCAGCCACGGACGCGGUUUGAAGUUCUACGCUGGGACUACUUCACCGAGGACCAAACCUUCUCCUGCACCGAUGGCUCCCCAAAGUGCGAGCUGAUUGGAGCAGACCUUGCCGAUGUCACAGACGUCAUAAGCACGGCAGUGGAUGAGUUGAACCGCAAGUACCAGCCGGUGCUACACGUGCGCAAACAGCAGCUGCUGAACGGCUACCGGCGCUUUGACCCAACGCGGGGCAUGGAGUACACCUUGGAUCUGCAGCUGGAGUUGGUGACCCAGAGGGGACACAGUCGCUCUAUCACCAAACGUGUGCACCUUGUGCGGCCGCUCAGCGAGGUGGAGAUCAUCCCGAUGCCGUAUGUGACCGAAGCCAGCCGGAUCAAUAUCAUCCUCCCUCUGACGGCGCAGGAUCGGGAACACGCCGCUCGGUUCCUCCAGGCCUUCACGGACAUCCAAGGCAACGAGAACUCCCUCCUCACCUUGCUUUUUAUCUACGACCCGUUCCAAGCCCAGCAGGUCAGCCAGAACGACAUAUUUGGCCAAGUCAAAAGUAUCAUCGCAGAAUACGAGCGCAAAUACCGUGACCUUAAAAUCCCUUGGAUCAGCGUGAAGACCGACGCUCCCUCCCAGAUCCGUUUAAUGGACAUCAUCUCCAAAAAGCACCCGGUAGACACGCUCUUCUUCCUCGCCGGCGUGGGCAGCCACUUGAACACCGAGUUCCUCAACCGCUGUCGUAUGAACACCAUCAACAACUGGCAGGUCUUCUUCCCCAUCCACUUCCAAGGCUACAACCCCGAGGUGUCGGAGCACGGGCAGCAGCCGCAUUCUGCCACGCUGGAGCUGUUGCGGGACGCCGGGCGCUUCGACAGGGACGUGUUCGAGGAGUCCUGCUUCUACAAUGCCGACUACAUGUCCGCCCGCUCCAAAAUGAGCGCCGACGCUCAAGAAAACGAAGAGAUUCUGGAGAUAUUGGACAUUUACGAGAUGUUCAUCCGCUACUCCGGGCUCCACGUCUUCCGGGCCGUGGAACCAGCGCUGCUUCAGCAAUACAGGUCGAGGGCCUGUAACCCGCGGCUCAGCGAGGAGAUCUAUCACCGGUGCGUGCAGAGCAAUCUGGAGGGUCUGGGCUCUCGGUCUCAGCUUGCCAUGCUGCUGUUUGAGCAAGAGCAGGGGAAUAGCACUUGACCCAAGCUUUAUGUAUGACUGCCGUGGUCACGGAGGGGUAUUAGACUGCCUGUGUGUUCUCUUCCGUGCAGGAAGCAGACGUUGACAUUAGGGGCAUUUGCCCCUCUUGUAGCACAAUCUUUGUGUGAUCUUUGCUCUACACGACACUUUGGAAGACGUCAAGUCGGACGCGAGGGGACAUUCCCUUCAGCAAUGGCUGCCAGCAGCUCCACAUUCCAUUGGCUGUGUGUGUGUGUGUGUGUGUGUGUGUGAUUCCCAAUAGCACCCGUCCCUAUAGUGACAGCCUCCACUCUCAUACAAGGGACACUGAGAGCCUGGGUGUGGGUGCCCUUGUCUUCAGAGAUCCUCAGAAACCUUAAUAACAGCCACAACGUCCAUUUUUAAAUGUUUGGUAGAUGUUUGAAUUGACUUUCCCUUUCGUCUCUUCUGUAACAUUGUCUGUUUUUCCUUUCCAACCCCUGAUAUCGCCGUAGCGCGGGCAUCUCAGACUGUGGUAUAUAAGUGGUACUUGAGAGUUGGGCGUGGGAUACGUGAUCAGUGAAGUGGAAGAAUACAUUGCUCGGAUGCCUCCUGAUUUGGCUUGGUUGCACAUGGUAUUUGAUCAUAUUUUAUACGUGGGAGCUGCCAUAUUGUUUCAUUCUACAUAAAAUGACUAAUACGGCAGCUCCUGUGCUCUCCAUGCCUUCAGUUAUUUAAAGGUCAACUUAAACCUUUGGUUUAAUUUGAUGGCAGUAAUACAGAAUUCUGGUGUACAAAUUCCCAUAUACAGAAGCCCUUUGCAGAUUACGUCUUGGAUUGCCAUUGGUCUUAUCCUGCAGGGCCCAGACAUCCACCCACUUCACCUGGGGUGUAAGGAAGGAGGGAGCCAGCCCAAUGGAACUGGUACAGCAGCUCCCCAAUGGAUUUUGGGAAAUCAGGGGACUUAUUCUGUAUACAGGGCUGCUGUAGCUGGCAACUGGUACAGCAGCUCUGUGUGCGUUAAUGCCACCAACCUAACAUGGAGUUGGGUUCCCAGUCUCAUAGCCCACAGUUAAACACUACCGUGCGUAUAUUGUAUUAUAUAUACGUGUGUCUCGCCGCUACACCAUUGUUUUCUCAAAACUUGAAUAUUUGUUGUUUUUUUUUUUUUGUUUCAACUGACACUUUCUAUUUGUUGCUCUCUAAUCUCUCCACUGCGCCCCGUCUGGCAAUGAAGAGGUUAAUACUUUAGAAUGGGGAUGGGGGGGGAGUGCAUGUGAGAAAUUCUGUGAUUGGGGAGAAGAAGGAAUAAUCAGAAACGACUGUUUUUGUACGGAAAACUCGAGAGCAAAUGGUUUUUAUAUUAUAAAUAUAUUUAAUGUUUUUCUUUU
Molecule: messenger RNA, 4374 nt
Organism: Xenopus tropicalis (tropical clawed frog)
Lineage: Eukaryota; Metazoa; Chordata; Amphibia; Anura; Pipidae
Gene: chpf
Product: chondroitin polymerizing factor
Exons: 4
Coding region: 716-3025 (769 amino acids)
Cellular component (GO): Golgi membrane; Golgi cisterna membrane; Golgi apparatus
Source: RefSeq, a predicted model, not a curated record